AUGCCGGGCGUCCGGGACGCGCCGCGGCUGCGCCGGCGCCCCCUGGCGGCGCGGAGGACCUACGGAGUGCCGGGCAGUCACGUGGCCGAGGGGCGCGGCUCCCCGCGAGGGCGGAGCGGGGCGGGGCGCGGCCGCGCGCGGCCCGGGAACGCCUUAAAGGGCAACAUCACUUCCGGUUCCCGCUUCCGGGUCCUGCCGCCGCCGCUGCCGGUGACGGCUCCGGCCCGGCCCCGCCAUGUUCCUCCUCCUCCCGCCGCCGCCGCCCCCAUGAGCCGCAAGAAAAGCGGCUUCGCCAUCACCAGCGUCCGCGGCGGCAGCGGGACCGCGCCCGGCGAUGCCUCCGGCGCCGCGACCGGUUCUUCAUCUUCCUCCUCUGGCAGCCCCAGCGGGUCCCGGUUCCGCCUCGUUCGCUUGCUGUCGCCGGGGGAGGUGCUGCGGCGGGGCCGGUGGCUCUGCCGCGAUUUCUACGAGCGGGACGCGUCACCGCGGGGAGGCUGCGGCGGCGGGGGGAGGGUCCCGGUGUCGCUGGACGCCCCCCGGGCCGUCCCCGCCCCCCACCAGCCGCGGUCCCUCGGGGCCUUCGCGCAGCUCGUGCAGCAGGCGCUGCCCCCCAAACCCCCCUCGCCUCGCCCUGGGGGCGGGGCCGAGCUCAGCGCACGCCUGGGAUUGGCUGGCGAGGAGAGCGAAGACGAGGGCGCUGGGAGCGGCGUCACCGCCAUCGACAACAAGAUUGAGAGGGCCAUGGACCUGGUGAAGUCGCACCUGCUGCUGGCGGUGCGGGAGGAGGUGGAGGCUCUGCGGGAGCAGAUCCGGGAGCUGAGCGAGCGGCGAGCGGCGCUGGAGAGGGAGAACCGCCUGCUCCGGGCCCUGGCCACGCCGCAGCAGCUCGCCCGCCUGGCACCCCCGCAGCCCCCCGCACCACCCCCCGCGCCGCCCUGAGCUCGGGUGGAUCUCGGGAGGUUCUCAGGGGCCGGGCAGGGGCUCUGCGCUCGCUGCACCGCUGCUGCUUUACUGGGAGGAAGGCAAGGAGUGCCACUGAGCUCUCAUGCCCUUCCUGCGCAACUUGGGGCCUUUUUUAAUAAACCCGCCGUUUUUACAGCA
Hirundo rustica (Barn swallow) is the source of this 1101-nucleotide messenger RNA. Its product is annotated as TSC22 domain family protein 4-like. The record is from RefSeq and is a predicted model, not a curated record. The transcript is spliced from 5 exons. NCBI's taxonomy places the organism in Eukaryota, Metazoa, Chordata, Aves, Passeriformes, Hirundinidae. The coding region runs from base 1 to 939 and encodes 312 amino acids. Gene Ontology annotation, biological process: regulation of transcription by RNA polymerase II.